GAUAGACAAUUCUCGUGAGACAGCUUCUUCUCAAAUUCGACCUCUCAGGAUUCUCUCGGAUCGCGAAAUGCCAUCGAUUCUGGACCAGAGCAGCAAUUCUUCGUCGCCGUCGCCCCCGCCUUUGCCAGUCCCCAUCGUCGUCCCCACAGCUCAAGAUCAGAACACUACUUCCCCCGACUUCAGCCCUAUCUGCCCCGGCUUCUUCUAUGAUGCCGUCCUGGUUGUCCCCGCCGUCCUGUUCGUGCUCUUUUUGGCGUUCCAUGCAAAGAAGAACUUGAAGAAGCUGUGCAAUGGGCGGUCUCAUGUUAUGGUAUCCUAUUACGCCCUCCUCUGGGUCGUCUCCCUGCUCAACCUCGCUUGGUGCUCGCUUCAGGCUUGGCAAUGCUCUCCUGGAAGCGAGACUGGCUGGAACAUCUUAUCGCUGUUUACCAAAUCGGGGCUGCUGUGUAUGGAGAUCAGCUUGGUAGCUUUUCUGCUACAAGGAAAUUAUGCUAACGGAUUGGAAGCUUUGUCACGGACUUUCCUGGUCACGGGGAUCAUUGUUGGUGUCGAUAUUCUUCUGAAGGUUGUUUAUGUAUUUGGCUUCCGGGUGCCGCUGUUCUUCGAUGUUGGAAGUGCGCAUAGAGUUAAAUGGGCAUUGUGGAGCAUCCAUGAAAUAGUUAUCACUGCAGUUUAUUCCUUUGUGUUGUUCAUAAGAUUCUCAAAAUGGGCCGAGGAGUUGCCUCCCAGACCAGCAUUCUACAGAUACAUCGUUGUGAUGUUUGUCAUCAAUUCAAUUGCUUUACUAGCUUGUAUGCUUGCUGGAAUUGGAGCUGGCUUUGGCACUUGGUUGUUCAGUUUGAUAGUGAUCUGCUAUCAUGCGCUCUAUCUCCCCUUUCUCUAUGUGAUUUUUCUUGCCGACUUUUUCAAGGAGGAAGAUUUCCUUCUGGACAACGCAUACUACUCGGAAAUGAAGGAUGCAGGGUUCUUUGAUGCUGAUUGGGAUUAAUAGCGAUGCUCGAAUUUCCAUAGACGUAUACACUGUAGAUUAAUGUACAUUAUUCAGGCGCAAGAACAAUGGAAAGGAGAACGGGACACGAAAAUUGUAGAGGGAAUUGAGAUGUAGGUGUGCAGAAUUUUUUUUCCUUCAUAUGUGUUGAAGUCUCAUCAUGAAUUCUUUGCCAAA
Molecule: messenger RNA, 1165 nt
Organism: Rhodamnia argentea
Lineage: Eukaryota; Viridiplantae; Streptophyta; Magnoliopsida; Myrtales; Myrtaceae
Product: protein CANDIDATE G-PROTEIN COUPLED RECEPTOR 2-like
Exons: 6
Coding region: 68-988 (306 amino acids)
Biological process (GO): G protein-coupled receptor signaling pathway
Cellular component (GO): plasma membrane
Molecular function (GO): G protein-coupled receptor activity
Source: RefSeq, a predicted model, not a curated record